Molecule: messenger RNA, 387 nt
Organism: Drechmeria coniospora
Lineage: Eukaryota; Fungi; Ascomycota; Sordariomycetes; Hypocreales; Ophiocordycipitaceae
Product: protein precursor
Exons: 1
Coding region: 1-387 (128 amino acids)
Source: RefSeq, a predicted model, not a curated record
AUGGCCUACAUUCUAGCCAGCGUCGCACUGUUCUUCAUCGUCACGGCGACGGCGCUCAUCCUCACCCGAGCCUACUGGCGCCAGCAUAUCCCCAACGUGCACCUGCCCGGCGCGGGGUACAUCUACUCGCGGCUCCCCGGCAGCUUCGCCGGCGAUAUCGAGUCGGGGCUGUCGAGCAGCAACUUCGACCUCAGCGGCAACGUCGAGGCAGGCGACAGCCGCGCAGGGCUGGAUGAUGCGAGCAAGGCGGAAAUUCUCAAGAUUAUGAAGAAGAGGCGGAUGACGUUUGAUCAGGCCCGCAAGGCGUACAUGGAGACUCGUUUCAAGCAGAACGGCAUCGGGCCGGAUGGGCGACCGCGGGAUCCAAAGUUUGUCAGCUUCUCAUGA